CGUGAAUGAUUUUUCUAAAAUAAAAAAACAAUCCACUAUCAACAAUUUUCUUGAUUCCCAUCAUUCAACUCGUUAAUUCAAGUCAUCUAACCGAUCCCGCACCAUGGCUUUAGUGCCAAUCAAAUCUUCAAAUGCCACAUUUAAGAUCCUGAGCGUUGUAGUGAACUAGCAUUUGGAAGGACAAAAUCGGUUACGCCUUGGAUGAAUCCAGCCAGUUAAAUUCGCAAUAGGCUGACAGAAAUCUUCAGAUUUCUAGACACGCCCUCUAAAAGAAGCAUAUUCACGUGAGUGUAUAAUAAAUCUUCAAUGAAAUUGACACUCAUUGGAAUCGUGACAGUUUCCGGAGUAUACUUGCUCAGCAUGUGUGUGUUCGCAGCGAUUUUGUCGGACGUAGAUGGAAACUACGGAUCGUUCAAGGGAGUGAAGGUUCGAGAUCUUUUGAAACCAGGAUUCGAAAUUGAAAAUUCGAAGCUGUGCUCGCCGUCAAAUUCAUCCAUUCAUUUACUACUGGUCGUCAUGAGUGCACCUCAAAACUUCUUACGCAGGAAGGCAAUUCGAGAAACCUGGGCAUCAGGAGCCACAGACCAAGUAAAAGUCGCAUUUCUCACAGGAAAAGCAGAAGACCCCGUCGUCGAUUUUCAGCUGCAACAAGAACAUCGCAUACAUCAAGACAUAAUCAAAGUAAACUUCCUCGACGUAUACACAUCAUUAUCUCUCAAAUCAGCCUCAAUGCUUAACUGGGUCCACACUUUUUGCAAAAACGCGCAGUUUGCGAUAAAGGUCGACGAGGACAUGAUGGUGAAUGUCAAAAGAAUGUCAAGUUACUUCCAAGCUCAGGAAAAUGCUUCCAAAACAAUUUAUUGUCGAGUGAAGCCGGCAGGAAACAAGGUUAUCAGAGACCGCAAAUCAAAAUACUUCGUACCCUCAUCCAUGUACCCCAACGAUGUGUACCCAGAAUACUGCGCAGGGCCAGCAUACGCAAUCACUUCCGACGCGAUAACCGAGCUUUGGCAUCAAGUGAUGGACGAGCAAUUCGUCUGGAUGGAGGACUUCCUCAUCACGGGCCUGGCGGCAGGGAACCUUGGGCUUCGACUCGUCGAUAACGACGACUUCGUUGCCCAAAGCCCAAAGAACCCGAGGCGGGAAGAGGUCCUGAAUUACUUGCGUUUCAGAGAAGCAAUUCGUGAAACUUGGGCAACGCAGGCAAAUGGGUCAGGAGUGGCAUACGCAUUUCUCAUCGGAAAUCCAAAUGACGAAUACUUGAAUGAAAAAUUAUCGAAGGAACAUCAGAGAAACGAGGAUCUUAUACAAAGCAACUCGUACGACUCGUACGAAACUUUGACAAUCAAAUCGCUUACUCUCCUCCAAUGGGUCAGCACAUUCUGCAAACACGCACAAUUCGUUUUGAAAGUUGACGACGAUGUGAUGGUCAACAUUCAAAACAUCUUGGAUUUUCUGAGAGGACAUGCAACCGCCACAAGAAUGAUCUUCUGCACUGUGCGACCAAUGGGUCAGCCCGUCAUUAGAGAUCCGACUUCAAAGUACAACAUGCCGAAAUGGAUGUUUCCAGAGGAUAAGUUGCCAGCGUAUUGUCGCGGAGGCGCAUACGUAUUAACAGCCGACUCGAUAUCGCCUCUUUGGCACCAAGUCCGCCAAGAACAAUUCAUUCUGCUCGAGGAUCUUCUCGUCACAGGAAUCGCGGCUCCAAAAUGCGGCAUUCAAAAGAAGCACAACUUGAACUUUGUCCCUCCAAAGUCCAAAGACGCCGGAAGAAAAGAGAUUGAGGGUUUCUUUUCGUAUUAUGCUCAAAGUCCGGAGAAUAUGAAGCUUUUGUGGAAAGUGGUAACUCGCGAUGAUGCACUGGAUUGA
Messenger RNA from Notodromas monacha, 1869 nucleotides. NCBI's taxonomy places the organism in Eukaryota, Metazoa, Arthropoda, Ostracoda, Podocopida, Cyprididae. The record is from the annotation of a GenBank genome assembly.